AGAAAAUGAUGUUACUAGGUGCUUAACUACCUAAACCACAAAGUGAGGAAUGCAUACAAGCAUCCAGAUAUUUAGUGGGAAAAUUAUUUGGAGAUGGAAGAUAGACAACUGAGGUUAUUUGGGGUAGUGUUGAGUUUUUGUUCCAUGGCUGAGCAAUGUCUGGGGGAAUCUGAAGAAGGAAAUGAAACUGGAAAAUCUUCUUUGAACUACGAAGAAUGCAGAGAAAACAUUGCUUAACCUCCCAUUUCUUCUGAAACUGAUCAAGUUAGCCAGUUCAAGGAGUUUUAGAUCAGCUUUGGAUCCCCUAGAUCAGAAUUAGGAUAUAUAUUAAUUAAAUUGCUAAUCCUUGU
Rubroshorea leprosula is the source of this 350-nucleotide messenger RNA. Lineage: Eukaryota; Viridiplantae; Streptophyta; Magnoliopsida; Malvales; Dipterocarpaceae. The record is from the annotation of a GenBank genome assembly.